CACACACACACACACAUCUGUAACCUUCACAAAAUAGUAUGCAAAAUAUGCAGACACUGAUCCCACACUGACACACACACGUUCCAAGCGAGGGGAGGGAGGCCAGGGUUAUAUAAAUGGAAGACAGAAAGCGGAUAGACAGAUGGAUGUAAUCAACAGCGAUACCACAUUGGGAUUACAGCAAUUUUCAUAGAUCAACAGGAAAGACGUGGAGCAAGAGGACGACAAAUUUGUUGGGAACUAACUAACUGCUGUGGAUUGACUGGAGGAUUGAAAGAGGAGGAGGAGAGAGAGACAAAGAAGGCAGAGCGGAUAAACUUAACACAAUUUGAGGAGAUCAGUUCGAACGUGUACAAGAAAAAAGAAAAACACUUUGUUUUCCGUCUGUCUGCUGCCAGGCCCCCGACCUGCCAGACCCGAGCGGCUGGUGCACACCAACACAGAGUAAUUUUCUCAGCGUCAGCCAGUUGACGGGUGAAGUCAGAGCCGUGGGGAAGAUUGGGCUUGAUCUGCUUUCGGCUCUGCCAGAAGUGUCAGGGCCGUCGCCGCUGGAGCUCAUUGUUUCUGCAGUGGCACAGAGAGUGAGAGCGGGCAGUGUGUAGUAAUCUAAGGAUGACACCCGCACUUUAUUCCAUCAGAUAGCGCUCCGUGAGGUGUGAGGUGUGGCCCGUCACACUUUAUCUCGGCCUUACAGCGCACACAUGUAACACGUGUACUCGCGCACGCAGACCCACCAGAGAUUCACUCUAAGAGGCGAACGACGCAUUAGGUCCCGACAAUCAGCAGGAACCUUAAACGUAGCAGGCUCUUGGAUCAGUGUGUAUCGCUGAGUGUGUGUCUGCAGUUAAAACCAGGCGCCGAUUUGCGCCCAGUGGAGCAUGUUGGAAAGGAAGCGUUAGGCAGGUCGAUGCUGCACGAUUAUUCUGUCUGAUAGCCUGUGAUUAUUCUGAAGAGUCUAAAAUUACCAUGUGAAAUCACCGUCCAUUUACGCUGCAGUGUAUACAUGAUAGCAUAUCGAAAGAGUUCUGGCAUUCAAGCGAAUAAUGACGGAUACCUUGUGAGGAUAAUGUUCACGUCUCUGGGGUAAAAUAGCCGAGCAAAAAGUGUAAUAUCAGAAAACUGAUGCGCAUCGCUGCAGCGUGCUCAGACCUUUUCACGUUGGUUACUCUACACAGAGCAAGCGCUUCCACUCUGUGUCUCUAUAGAGCGGCGGCACUUAGGCUCAAUGGAUUUUAUUUAACCUCAGCUAUCUGCAGAUGAGUUGCAGUGAGAUGGUGUCUCCGUCUCUCCCGAGGCCUGCCCCGUUUGGUCAUAGCGCAAAGGCACAUUGACUUCCACCUGGCUGUGUGUCGGUGUGAGAAGUGCUGGAAACCUCGCUUGGUCUCAUUAAAAUACAAUCUGUUGAAGAUGAACAUCGUUGCCCUAGAUUCCGCCGUCCUCAAGGGCACGGCAAUGUAGGUAGCUGGAUUUCAAAAGUUAGCGUUUCAGUCGACAUCAGUAGAUUUAAACUUGCCUUGCUUGAUAAGUCUGUUUCCCAGCCUGUAUCUGACGGAAAUAUAGUUUAAUUGAUCGCUCCUGUGCCUUUGAGCAGUGCGGUUUGACCUGCAGGAGACAAGCAGUCUAUAUGUUGUGGUUACUUUGUGAGGCUGACUGUGACGUCACCUGGAGCUGGGAACUGAUUUAAACACUGUGGGUGAUCGGCUAAUUAACUUGUCCCUCAUUUUGUGAAUUACAUGGCUGCCAUAAUUGAAAACCCUCACUGUUAGAGGACAUAGAAUUGCAGGUAUGCUUUGGUUACACUUUGUAUUGGCUUUUCUGGUUUAUUGAUCCCGAGGUCUCUGGCUUUGUUCCUCUGAGGCUCACAGCGCCGAGGUAGAAAAUAUCUCGCCUUGCAGUGUUUGCCUCCCUGGCAUUUUGCUUCGACGGGACUGAGCUGCCGCGCUGCUUUGUAGCUGCAAAACUCCGGCGCCGUAUAGAUUAAAGACGCCGCGCCGUGUCGUAAGUUCUUUCUAAACAAGGUGCCAAAGUCAAGAGUCUAACUUUUUGCCUGAGCUAAUUUCUGUGUGCUAAUCGGCAGCUCGGUGAGCAAUCCAGCGUGCAAGCCUUGGCUGAAGCGGUUUGUUUGCAUGUGCUGUGAUGCAGUGCAGCGCAUAAAAGUCCUUUCAUAAAGUGUUGUCCUCAAACAACAACUUCUGUCUGAUUGCACUGAAGUAAAGCGUUUGGCGUGCGCACGUGCCCGCAGCUUUGCAGAAAACGAAUUGCAUAGCAUGUGAGUGUGGGCGUGGGUGGACUCGUUUAUCUAUAGCGGUGCAAGCAGGGUCACAGUGGAACCAUUGAUCUAACGCGCACAUCCACACACACACGUUCACACAUAAGCAUAGAGCUUCUCAAUACACAAUGGAGCCUGUCCGAAGCUCUGACCUCCUCCCUGCUCCCGUCUCUCUGGCCCUGCGCUGCCUGGUCCUGAUCCUGCUCUGUAUCACUCCUCAUUGUCAGGCGGUGCAGGCGGAGAAUGUUACAGUCUUGGAGGGAGGUACGGCCCAGAUCUCCUGCCGUCUGCAAAACUACGAUGGAUCAAUCGUGGUCAUCCAGAAUCCCCGCCGGCAGACUCUCUUCUUCAACGGCACGCGAGCGCUGAAGGACGACCGCUUCCAGAUGGUGCUCUUCACGCCGCGGCUGGUGCGCAUCACGUUGACCAACGUCAGCGUGCUCGACGAGGGCGGCUACUUCUGCCAGCUCUACACGGACGCCACGCACCACCAGGUGGCCACGCUGUCCGUGUCGGUGCCGCCGGAGACGCCCACGGUGGACGUGAAGCAGGAGGCCGUGGAGGGCGGAGAGGUGGAGCUCACCUGCAUGACGCCGCGCAGCAAGCCGGCCGCCUCCCUGCGCUGGAUCCGCAACGGCCGGGAGAUACCAGGUGUGGUAUCCCAGCAGGACAACGGGAAGACGUUCAGCGUUUCCAGCACCAUCCGGAUCCCCGUAGAAAGGAAAGACAACGGGGCGGCUCUGAGCUGUGAGGCUUUCCACCCGGCGCUGGGUGGACAGAGGAGGAUUCGCCACUACCGUCUGGAUGUGAAUUUUGCACCCACAGUGAGAAUCAUUCCUCCUUCUGGCAUUUUGCGAGAGGGUGACUCGCUUACCCUCACCUGCUCCGUCACCGGGAACCCGCUGCCCAGGAACAUUCAGUGGUCAAAGAUUAAUGACACUUUACCUGAGAGGGCAGAGAUCUCCGGCCCCACCCUCCAGAUUUCCCGUCUCAGCCAAUCACACAACGGGACAUACCUGUGCCAGGCCCAGAACAACUACGGACGUGCCGCCGAUCAUUACACCCUACUGGUGUAUGAUAAUGUGUCAGUCACUACCUCGGUCCCUCCCGCUCCCACCUCCACUCAACAUAUCACCUCCCAUUCCAUCACCCCAACCCUCCUAACAUCCAGCUUGGCCUUGGACCCGAAAGAUCCUGGCGCAGUGGUGGAGACUCACAGCGCUGUGCCAUACGCAGUGAUAGGUGGUGUUCUGGCACUGCUGGUUUUCACCGUCAUCUGUGUCCUCAUCGUCACCAUCUGGUGCUCCGUCCGGCAGAAAGGCUCGUAUCGUACCCGAGAGCCUAUUCUUGCUUGGUAUUGACCUAACAAUCAGUUAACUAAUGAAUUAAUCAUUCACAGGUUCCUAUCUUACCCAUGAGGCCAGUGGGUUGGAUGAACAUGGUGAGGUGCAGGAAGCCUUCCUCAAUGGGAAUGACGCCAGCCAGGGCAAGAAGGAGUACCUACUGUAGCCCAUCCAAGUCCCCUUCUCUUCUGACCUCAGCCCUCCAUCCCUCCCCCUCCCCGUCUCCCUCCUUAUAUACAGUAUACACACACACACACACACAAACACACUUGUACACAAUGCGCCAUAACAGGCAGCCUUCUGAAAAACGACUGUAUACAGAUUCCGCACACAGCCAGUCCAUCCUGCUCCAUUCCAGCCCAUAUCCUCCACACACACUCACACACAGACCCAGAGACAGACUGAGAAAGCGAGAGCCUAUAGACCCACCAGCCAUUAACGAAUGUGCCAUAUAAUGUAAGCAGGAGAAACCGGGGGGGGGAAUGGAGAGAGCGAGCGAGCGGGGGGGAGAGGGGAGGGAGGGUGAGGUGCAUGUAGGCAAUAACGGAAUUAUGCCGUAAUUAUUUUGAUCGAGAGGGAAGCAGGGAGCACAAAGAAAACUGGCAUUCCGCCCGUGCAGCCACCAAAGUGGAAGCGGAAUUAGAGGCAGAUGACUGCUAUAAUUCCGUGCCUGGAGAAAACCAUUUCACAAAGCUCAAUCUUUAACCUGCGGAGACAGAGGCAGCCAGUGUGCGAGGAGGGAUGGGGGGGGAACCGGGGAGAGUUGACCAGGAGCUAUCGAGCAGCCGGUGCUAGAAAAUUGAAAUUUUGUAGAAAUUGCCAAAGCAUCUUGCCUACAGAGCGUCGCUCAUAUAUAAUUCCAUAACAACACUGGAGUGUGUAAGCCCAGAGUCCCGGGAAGGAUCCAUACUUUAUGAACAAGCUAACUGUCCUCUUUUGCUUUCCCCUGUUGGGUGAUCUGCCAAUAACUUGUAUUUUCACUCUCGCUGCAGUAGUGAGGAAAAUUAAUUUACUCCUUCUUCCUCUCCACUCACCUGUUACCGUCCUCUUCCCUCUCCCUUAUAUCUCUUGUUCUCUCCGUCCGCCGCUCCCUCAAUCGCUCCUCCAUUGUUGGCUCCUAAUAAUGAAAGGAUUAGUGUUGGGCUGCGUUCCCGACAAAGAAGAAAGGAAUAUGACUUGCUAAGGCAUUAAAGAAAAGCUUAAUUAUUUUAGAAUGUCAUUAAGAGGAUAAAAAGGUUUAAAAGUCUUAUUAAGAAGGGCAAGGGGAGCAAUAGCAAAAGGAAUGAAUGGGAAUAGGAAAUGGAUGUUUUUUUCCUGAAUGCUACCACACACAUGCAGAUACAUGCACACAUUCAUACGUACAGUGAACACAUCGACAGAACAAGUAUACAUAUCUCUGAAUUCAUUAUUUGUAUAAAAAAUGAACAGCAACAUAAAUUAAAACAUAAAAUGAAACUUUUAAGAAAUAAGAAAAAUGUUUACUAUUGAAUAUCAUUAUGAAGCAACUAUACUAACACAGAAUAUUAGCCUAUAGAGGUGCAAAGCCGAACAAACUACUGUCCAGUGAUCUUUAAAGAAAAAAAGAAAAGAAUAAAAAAAAAAAAGUUUGUCUUUAUGAGAAACCAGAGGUCUUAUUGAUUUUUUUAUUAAUUAUUAUAAUUAUUAUUUGAACAAUUAUGAUUGUUGUUACUGUUAUUAUUAUUGCUGUUGUUAUUAUUAUAAUUGUAAAUGUUGAAGAAAUGUACACUUCCCAUGAUUUUUAUUUUUGGUUCUACUGUAGAGAAAUUGCUGUCUUUUACCUUACCUUACCUUUCCUCUCUCUCCCAGUCUUUCUCUCUCUCUUCGUCUCCUGUGCCUAGUCGUCUCUUCUCCUGUCUUUCACUCUUGUUUAUUUUAGAGUCCAUGUGUCAUUGUUGAUAUAUAGCUAACUAUUUCUUUAUAGGGGAAAGAUACAAAGCACGACAAAAUUAAAAAAAAAAAGAUUCCAAAAAUCA
This is a messenger RNA of Hippoglossus stenolepis (Pacific halibut), 5606 nucleotides long. RefSeq names its product cell adhesion molecule 4 (gene cadm4). Gene Ontology annotation, biological process: regulation of wound healing; negative regulation of peptidyl-tyrosine phosphorylation; regulation of Rac protein signal transduction. Gene Ontology annotation, cellular component: cell-cell contact zone. The record is from RefSeq and is a predicted model, not a curated record. The transcript is spliced from 10 exons. NCBI's taxonomy places the organism in Eukaryota, Metazoa, Chordata, Actinopteri, Pleuronectiformes, Pleuronectidae. Bases 2398 to 3630 code for a protein of 410 amino acids. Gene Ontology annotation, molecular function: vascular endothelial growth factor receptor 2 binding.